AGACCAAAUUUCUGUAUUCCGCUUUCGCGAGGGAAUACUUUUCUCCAUAUCAAGUCCAUUCCACGAAGCCUGCCCAAUUCGCAUCAGCAUGUCUUUGCUAUGAAGCAUGACAUGUACUCUGUUUUGAGACAGACGUCAUUCAUAAGCCGGGACAUCAAGACAGCAGCACAAGAGUCCAAGUCCGACAACAAUCUUCCAGGAUUUUUCAAGCUUCCUCGAGAGCUUCGCGAUGAAAUCUAUGGCUACGUGCUAGCUUCUGGUGCGGACUGGAUCCGGCCAAUUGGCCACCGCGCCGCCGAAUCUCUGCGUGCUUCACAUGGCGCCACAAGGCGGUUUAACCUAUCUUCUGGAAAUGAGACAUGGCCAUUUGCUACAGGACGAGAAUACAUUACAACUGUUGUUCUUGAUAACUCCAUCCUCAUGGUCAAUCGCCAGAUCCAUGAAGAAGCCAAGAAACGCAUGCUUGAAUCAAAUCCAGUCUUGUUGGGCUGCCGCUACCCUGAAAGCCACGAGGAGUCCGAAUGUAUUGUUAGACGAUACCCAGAAGCAGCUCGAAAUGCUCGGACACUAGCCGUAUAUUUCCGAACAGCCAUUGAGAUAGUUGAUGUCGAAAUCUGUGGUUUAGAGAUCCUGCAAAUUCUCGCCAAUCGUAUCAAUUUAAAGAGCGUUCGUUUCCUAUGCGGCGACGGGCUCGAGAAACCGUGCUCUAAUAGAUUAGAGUACAAAGACAUCAUUAAAGCUAGUCCAGUGCAUGCUCGGCUUUCGCAGCUGAUGAAUAUCAAAGUCCAUGAUUUUUUGUCGGUGGAAUUUCAGGACAUGCCUCAACGAAUUUGUCUUCGCCUUUGCAGGGUUGAUGAUAAAGAUAUCUUGAUCUGGCUUGGAGAGCACACAAAUCAUAGCCGAUGAAAAAAUUUUGGACUCCUGAUAUGUAUCCAAUCGUUCUCGCUUUUGCUCUACAAAACUAGUAGCAAGUCCAUCAACGCAACAAGUCAAAUUUGUACUGAAUGCCAAGACUUGGUUGUGAACAAAGGGACGGACUUUACCAGGACGUCAAAUGUAUUGUAUAAUUUGAGCAAAUGGGCCAUAGUAUCGAAGAGUUUGCCUACGGCCAUGGCAUGGCUGUAAUCCUUUGGUUCUCGUAAGAAACACUCUGGGAAGGAUUUGUACAGCUUUUAUAUGAAAUGGCCGUUAUGGAGC
This is a messenger RNA of Verruconis gallopava, 1197 nucleotides long. RefSeq lists its product as uncharacterized. The coding region runs from base 100 to 906 and encodes 268 amino acids. The transcript has 3 exons. NCBI's taxonomy places the organism in Eukaryota, Fungi, Ascomycota, Dothideomycetes, Venturiales, Sympoventuriaceae. The record is from RefSeq and is a predicted model, not a curated record.